AUUAUAAAAAUUAAAAAGUGAUUUUCUUUGCCCUGUCACAUUGAUUUUCGUCAUAAACCGCUCGAUCUAUAAACGAAUAACGUUCUACAUAAGUCUAUCAUCUACCUUGGUAUAAGAUAUGAACAAAAUACUUAGUACGUUCGAGAGAACCCUGAACAAGCGGACCGCUUUUUCGCUAUUCCACACGGCUACAGCGAAUCGAGAUAAUCAAUUUCGAUCUACGAGUGUGGUUUGCCCGCCGCAGUUGACUCCGGUUUCAAUCGGUUCAUCGAUCAGCAAGGACGAGUAUGAAAAAUUCAUGGCAGUAUUCCCAGAAAUUGUCAACGAUUUGACGGACAACGACCUUAACUUAGACGUGCCCGACGUCAGUAAGUGGCUCGAAAAGCUGUUGCGAUAUAACGUACCUAGUGGUAAGAAUAACCGAGGACUGACGUUGGUACUAUCAUUCAAGAUGUUAUCCUCGCCAUCUGUCCAGACCAAUGAAAAUCUUAAAUUAUCCUAUAUACUAGGAUGGUGUGUCGAAAUCCUGCAAGCUUAUCAAUUAGUGUUAGAUGACAUUAUGGAUAAUGCUAUUACCAGACGAGGACGUCCGUGUUGGUAUCGACAAAACGAUAUUAGUCUAAUAGCAAUUAACGAUGGUAUUCUCCUAGAACAGGCCAUUUACCAAUUGCUUAAAAAAUAUUUCAAGGAUAAGCCUUACUAUAAAAACAUUCUGGAACUGUUCUAUGACGUUACAAUGAAAUCUGCAAUGGGUCAGUGUCUCGAUAUGUUAACUGCGAAAAGCUUCAAGUCUAAAAAACUUGAAAAAUACACCAUGGAUAAUUAUACAGCUAUUGUGAAAUAUAAAACUGCGUAUUAUUCAUUUUUUCUUCCCGUGUGUCUCGCCAUGCAUAUGACAAACAUAAAUGACCAAGAAAUAUUUAGACAAGCAAAAGCUAUAUUGCUUGAGAUGGGUCAAUUCUUUCAAGUUCAAGAUGACUUUUUAGAUUGCUAUGGAGAUCCGGAGGUCACGGGAAAAAUAGGUACAGACAUAGAAGAUGGAAAAUGUUCGUGGUUGGCUGUAGUAGCUUUACAAAAAGUCAAUUCUGAACAAAAAAAAAUUAUGGAGGACAAUUACGGUAUUGACGAUCCAACCAAUGUUGCAGUCAUUAAAGAUUUGUAUGAACAAUUGAAAUUACCAAAUGCGUUUCAACUCUACGAAGAAGAUUGUUAUAAAUUAAUAAAUUCUCGUAUUCAACAUUCAUCCCAAGGAUUGUCACAAGACAUGUUUUUCAAAUUCUUGGAAAAUAUUUACCAG
This is a messenger RNA of Melanaphis sacchari, 1297 nucleotides long. Its product is annotated as farnesyl pyrophosphate synthase-like. The annotation marks the transcript as partial. The record is from RefSeq and is a predicted model, not a curated record. Lineage: Eukaryota; Metazoa; Arthropoda; Insecta; Hemiptera; Aphididae. The transcript has 8 exons. Gene Ontology annotation, biological process: trans, trans-farnesyl diphosphate biosynthetic process. Gene Ontology annotation, cellular component: cytoplasm. Gene Ontology annotation, molecular function: (2E,6E)-farnesyl diphosphate synthase activity; dimethylallyltranstransferase activity.